Molecule: messenger RNA, 1768 nt
Organism: Arachis duranensis
Lineage: Eukaryota; Viridiplantae; Streptophyta; Magnoliopsida; Fabales; Fabaceae
Product: protease Do-like 5, chloroplastic
Exons: 8
Coding region: 56-946 (296 amino acids)
Biological process (GO): proteolysis
Molecular function (GO): serine-type endopeptidase activity
Source: RefSeq, a predicted model, not a curated record
UGAUCCGUUAUUAUGCUAUCCUGUGUGUGAAAUCUGAAUUGGUAGGAUUGAAGGCAUGGCAGUGUUUUGUAUCCAAAGCAACUUGUCUGGGUUGGCAAACCCAAUUCCCUCAAGAAGAAUUAGUAGGCGAGGAACCUUAGCUUUUGUCUCCUCCAUUGUUGUUUCUUCUUGGCUUGGCCUUGCUAAUCUCAAUUCUACACCACCUGCACUUGCUCACAACCUGCUACAAGAUGAGUUUCAGCAACAAGAACACCUUCUUGUGCACCUUUUUGAGGAAACAUCACCAUCUGUUGUUUUCAUUAAAGACAUUGAAUUGAGGAUGCUGGAUGAGGAUGAGGAUGCAGAUGCAAAAGUCCAAGGCACUGGUUCUGGCUUCAUUUGGGAUCAAUUUGGUCACGUAGUUACUAAUUACCAUGUUGUUGCCAAACUUGCUACUGAUACAAGUGGUUUACAACGUUGUAAGGUUUUCUUAGUUGAUGCCAAAGGGAAUAGCUUCUAUAGUGAAGGCAAGAUAAUUGGGUUUGAUCCAGCCUAUGAUCUUGCUGUUCUCAAGAUUGAUGUUGAUGGGCACGAAAUCAGGCCUGUGGUUCUUGGUCAAUCUAACAAGUUACAUGUAGGUCAAAGUUGUUUCGCAAUUGGGAAUCCUUAUGGAUAUGAAAAUACUCUCACAACAGGGGUGGUGAGUGGUUUAGGGCGUGAGAUACCUUCACCAAAUGGAGGGGCCAUUAAAGGAGCUAUUCAAACUGAUGCAGAUAUUAAUGCAGGAAACUCAGGGGGACCAUUGAUUGACUCAUACGGCCAUGUUAUUGGCGUAAACACAGCAACCUUCACCAGAAAAGGGAGCGGAAUGUCAUCAGGUGUUAACUUUGCGAUUCCCAUCGACACUGUUCUCAGGACUGUACCAUAUCUUAUUGUUUAUGGAACACCUUACAGUAAUAGGUUUUGAUCAACCAUGUUCCAUAUCUUGUGUGACAUUUUUUACAGUAAUAGGUUUUGGUAACGAAUGAAUAACAUGUUUGAUUGAUGUUCAAACAACAACCUUUACAAGCAUGCUAAAUUACUAGCAAUAUUAAUCUCAAAUAUAAUAGCAUGACUUGAGGUGCAUAAAUCAACUAUUCUCAUGUAUCAAUAUAUCAAUUGAGAAAUCAACAAUGAAUGUGUGGGAGUUUUUCACUAUCUUUCAUUAAAAAAGAAAUUGCUAAUUGAUGUCGAAAGUGAGUUGCUUUGUUAGAGGCAGGUAUAUGAUCUAUGCUGAUUUUGUGAUUUAGCACAAAAUUCGACAAUACAGAUAGUUCGACUAAGAUCGUUUGACCUAAAGGUGAGUCAAUAAUAUGUAAGUCAAAAUGUCAUAGCAUGUGAGUUGUUCCACGAGAAUGUAGGUCGAAGUAUCAUAAGGGUUGUUCCAUAAGAACUUAGCACAAGGAUUCAACUUAUCAUAAAAGAAGCUGAGUCGAUCACUUCUAAAUGUUGAAAUGAGUAAUUAAACAAAGGUUUUAUCCAAAAGCCCUUUAAGAACGUGGGACUUGAAGACUAAUGUAAAAAAAGACACAGGACAUCAACCUUAAAGUCAAGAUUUUUCAUGGUCAACCUUAAAGUCAAGAUUUUUCAUGGUCAAGGCAAUAUCAUAACCUAAGAAAUAGGAGGAAGUUAGCUCGUGGGAAAAAAAACACUGCAAAUUUAUCCUUUUGGACUAUAAAUAAAAGAAAGACAUAGGUGAAAAAGAGACUUCAAUGUGAACAUCACACUAUCACACAAAACUCUACAAAAU